This is a messenger RNA of Capra hircus (goat), 6814 nucleotides long. RefSeq names its product LY6/PLAUR domain containing 1 (gene LYPD1). NCBI's taxonomy places the organism in Eukaryota, Metazoa, Chordata, Mammalia, Artiodactyla, Bovidae. Gene Ontology annotation, biological process: acetylcholine receptor signaling pathway. The record is from RefSeq and is a predicted model, not a curated record. The transcript is spliced from 3 exons. Bases 307 to 732 code for a protein of 141 amino acids. Gene Ontology annotation, molecular function: acetylcholine receptor inhibitor activity.
ACUUUUUUGGGUGCUCGGGAUCGCCAGUAGUUCCUUCAUUCUCCGUCGCCAACUCCAGAGACUCCGUGCUCUGCCAGGGAGCUCCAGUCAGAGGAGCGGCGACCCCUCAGCCCGGAGCCCCGGCUCGGGGGAUGCGGGCGCCGCCGGCGGCACCUGCGGCUCCUCUCGGCGGCGGCGGUCGCCUCGGCGGCAGCAGAGCGGGCCCCAGCAGCCUCGGCAGCCACAGCCGCUGCGGCCCGGACAGCCUCCGCCGCGGUCGCAGCUUCUGAUGCGCCUGCUCGCUCCCGGCCCCGCGGCUCCGGGAGGAUGUGGGUCCUCGGCGUCGCAGCAACUUUUUGCGGAUUAUUCUUGCUUCAAGGCUUUGCGUUGCAGAUUCAGUGUUACCAGUGUGAAGAAUUCCAGCUGAAUAACGACUGCUCGUCCCCCGAGUUCAUCGUGAAUUGCACGGUGAACGUUCAAGACAUGUGUCAGAAAGAAGUGAUGGAGCAAAGCGCAGGAAUCAUGUACCGCAAGUCGUGUGCAUCGUCAGCAGCCUGCCUCAUCGCCUCGGCUGGGUACCAAUCCUUCUGCUCCCCAGGGAAACUGAACUCGGUGUGCAUCAGCUGCUGCAACACCCCUCUUUGCAACGGGCCCCGGCCCAAGAAAAGGAGCAGUUCUGCCACGGCCCUCCGGCCAUGGCUCCCCAGCACCAUCUUGCUCCUCAAGAUAGCCCUUUUCUUGGCACACUGCUGAAGGCAGAAGGAGAUGUCACCCCUCCUGCAUUGUUCUUCUGGCCUGCCCUCCCCCUGCUCCCCGAGAUUCUUCUGGGUGUCCUUUUAUUCUGGGUAGGGAGGGGAAUCUGUUCUUUUAGUUCCUUUGGAAACAAAGAGCUCAGUGUAAAAAAAAAAAAAAAACAUCUUUGUGAGCUCUGAAUACAUAGAGCUUGAAUUUUCAGUGUGCCCUUAAAGGAAGGAAGGAGGUGGAAUGCAAGUUGGCCCCAUCUGUAAUCAGAGUUGAGGCCAGGCUGGCAGAAUCAGCCCUUAGCUGACACUUCAGUGGCUGUCUGCUUUCUUCCCAGGCCCGUCUUCCACUCCUGUCCCUGAUGGGAGCACAGUUUCUUAUAUCACUGCUGCAUGAAGGUAACAUGGCUUUCGUGUAAGGAGUGCCACUUAGCAGUCCAGCCUGCCUUCCUCAGCAGUCACACUUCGUGCUCCUGAAAACCAUUCCUGGUGGCAGGGUUGGCUGGUUUCCUCUCCAAGUUGGGUUCUGGUGACUCACAACUCAGCUCCUGAGGUUUAGACUCGGGCUUGGCCUCGCUGUGAAAAGUGCUUAAGAAAACCAUGUUAGCUCUUGCAGAGGAACUGCUGUGCCGGGAAGCCGGGAAGAUGAGCGGGUGGCGCGCAGAGCGGGCGCUGUCCAUGGUGGAGGCCAUGUGGGCACGCAGGUGCUUCUCCUGGUUGGCGUGCGGCAGCGUCAGGUGGCAGCGCAGCACCUGCCCGAACACGCUUCGGAACUGCUGCGAGGACACGUUGUACAGAAGUGGGUUGACGACGGAGCUCAGGUAGAAGAAGGUGUCUGAGAAGGGGAGGAGGAUCAUGUAUGCCCGGAAGUAGGACUUGGUCCAGUCGUGCUUGGGUGUAGCCGCGGCCAUGAUCCUCCGAAUCUGGUUGGGCAUCCAGCAGACGGCCAAGGUCACAACAAUCAGCCCUGAGCAGGCAAGAGGGAAGGAGAAAGAGGAGAGAAAUCAUAAGGCCAAUGAAAAAAAAUACCCAUAACAUAUUUAGUCCCUCAGUUCUGUGCUUACUGGCAGGGAAAUGAUACCAAUUUUUCAAGGUGCACUUGAUGGGCUUUUUUUUUUUUUUUUUUUGGCCACUGGCAAAAAAGAAUUUAACACUGUUUUCAAGGCCAGGGGAGUUAACUGUGUUAAAGACCAUUAAAUGCUUUAGACAAGUUAUUUAUACCUGUUGAUACCUGUUAAUUUAAAAAGUGUUUUCAUUGUUGUGUAUCUAGAAAACAUUUUAUGUAGUCCAUAAAUCUUGUUUUGUCCUUUAAAGAUAGGUGGAUACAGUAUAGCCAUAUCAGAUGAAGUAAUAUUUGUAGUUUAAAGAAUGCUUGCAUAGAGGCGAUCCAGUGAUAUUUUGAAGAAAAGGGAAGUGGCAUUCUUUUGGUAACAGAGAAUUAUAUUUAGUGACAUUAAUUGUGCAUUCCAUUUCAGGGGAGGCAAAACCAGGAGUCACCGAGAGUGUGUUUUGGACAUAUAUUUAGUAGGUAUGCACACCUGAAAUUACAAUGUUCAUAUCUGCAAGAGCAUUUCUGUUUCUUUUCAGAUGUUUUUAGCUAUGUCAUAUCUUCCACCCUCACAGGGGGAAAAAGGUAACUAUCCAAAAAUAAUGGAAAAUACCUAACUUCAGGUUCAUAACUCACUAGCUCACUUUUUAUUGCACUAAGCUGCACUGUGGUGGCCCAGAAAAAAAUCAGGCCCUAAAAAGAUGCCCCCAAGAGGAUCAAAAGUUGACUACAUGGACAGACGUUUGCAUGCCCAUGUGUUUGCAUUCUGAAUUACCCCAUCAUUGCUCUUUGUACCACCCUUGACAGAGAAAAAGAUGCUGUGUGAUACUUGUUAUCACACAGUAGUUAUCCACAGUGACCAAAAGCAUCAGUAAAACAGCAGACAAAGACCAGGCACCUGCAGAGCACAUGCCCUCAUCUCUGUACAUGCCAAGACACCAAAUGUAAGUUGCUACAUAAACCGCUGAUAUCCUAGAGCUGUGUUUUGGAUUUUUAAGAAAUUCUUCCUCUCCUAAAUUUAAGUAAUAGAAAGAAAAAUUCAUUCACAUUUUCAAACCCUCUGAUCUUCUAGGAAAUUACAGAGAAGUGAUUGUUGGCAAUGACCCCUCCUUGCCUCUGAUCAAUAGUAAAUAUUUCAUUCAUGCUCCAGGAAGAACAGCCCUCUUUACCUAUCUGGGGUUGGCCCUCCCACACACACACACAGGCGAGCAUCCCUUGCAGGGUAGCAGAGGGGCCCUGAUUAUAUUCUCUGGCACUGAAAUUCCCCAGUCCCCUCCACCAGUAAAUCCUUCCACUAUCCCAGCUGUCAGCAAAGAGGGCCCAGGAAACCUGCUCCCCUUAUUAAUUUCUAAGGGUUUCUCCUGUCCAGAUUCAGCCCGAACUUGAAAUACAAGCCAAUUUGCUUCUUUCCUUUGAGUUUCCUACCCUUUUUUACCUUCAGAACACUCAGUAAAUCUAAAAAUAAACUAGGCAAAGUAACAUAUCGAUCUGAUGAAAGGCAAAAAAAAAAAAAAAAAUCACCUUCCGAGUACAUUCUGAAAUACCUAGUUACAGCUGCUGGAUGAGAACAAAAAUCAACAUUUUUCUGAUUGAUUAUAUUAAAAAAAAAAGCUGCAUAGUAAAUCACGGACUUUUUUUUCCAUUGCUCUAAGCGGGAUGGGUGCACCCAGCCACCUGUACUAUUCCAAGCAUGUUCUUUUGUUGUGUCUCCUUGUUUUUAUCUCAAGUAGCUUUGACUGAAAGGUUCAUCCCAUUAAUUGUGAAGGAGCCAGGCAGCUCACUUUACCUAAGGGAAGCCACAUAUCUUUACCAAGUUUUCAGUGUUUUCCUCUUCCUUGCCACUGAAUGUCUGAAAACAAGUAACAAGCAUCUUCAUAUAAGGUCUCAUUUCUUAGAAUAUGGAACCUGGACACAGGAUUUUCGAUGUGUUGCUAUACUGCACUGUGGGAAGUUGUACUUUUGGAGGCAAGAAAGAGCCACCUUGUAGUUACCGUGGGUUGAAUCUAGUACGGCUUCUAAAGCAAGGAGAAAGAGGAGGCAGCUGUGUGGGCAGAGGAGAGACGUUCUACAAUUUUGCUUCUCCUGUCCGUCCUCUUGAUCUCUUGUUUACAUGACCCUCAUUCUCCCAUUACCUUCACCCCCUUUGCCUGGUAUCAACUGUCAUUGAACGACCAUCAUCCCAUCAAAUGAAGCAGAGUUCCAUAAAAGAAAGGCCCAGCGUCCCGGGUAGGAGGCAAGGGAUGAGGGCAGAUGAAGGACUUGUGGCUGGUUUACAGUUUCAGCCAGAAUAGAAUUCUUGCUUCAACAGUUAAAGUAGUAAGUAGGGGGGACCUUAGUCCAGUCCAGGGGUCCCCAGCCUCUGGGAUCUAAUGCCUGAUGAUCUGAGGUAGAACUGAUGUAAUAGAAAUAACAUGCAUAGUAACUGUAAUGCACUUGAAUCACCCCCCAACCUCUGUCCAUGAAACGACGGUCUUCCACAAAACCAGUCCCUGGUACAAGAAAGAUUAGGGACCGCUGCCCUGGUUUGAACAAGUAGCAGAAGAUGAGGAACCAGACUAGAGAUUUUCCAUUGAUGAGAAAAAAGAAGGCAAAGUUUAGACAUGCAAGACAAUACAAAUUUGGGGAACAAGUGAAACAAGGCACUUAGUUAGAACUGGUCAAGGUCUAAAAGAUGAGGCAUCGGACAGGUCAUAAGAUGUAAGCAAGAAGGAUGCUAAUUGCUUACUGUGUUUUCCCUCUGUUAGUUUCAAUACUUAGUGCUCUCUGCUAAUUUCCUGUGCAUUUCUCAUGACUGCUAAGACAAAAACUGCUCUUACCUUCAUUUUAUAGAUGAGGAUAUUGAGUCUCAGAGGUUAGUUAGCCAAGGGCGAUAGCCAAGACACAUGCUUACUGGACUUCAAAGUCCACAAGCUAUGUUUUUUUUUUUUUCUUGGACACAAUAUUGUCUCAUUUUAGUAUGAAAAAUAAAACAAGCAAGAAAGUAAACAUGAACCAUAAUCCCACUAUACAUAACAGGUAUUAAGUAGCACUAUUCACCAUAACUGUGCCAUAUGUGGUCAUUUAAAAAUCUCAACCACAUUCAGAAAGAGGUGAAGUCAAUUUUAAUCCAGUAUGCCACGAAUAUCAUUCCACACAUGGUUUCAAUGUGUUAACCAAUCAAAAUUUUUAUACAGCAUUUUACAUUUUUUUCUCACUAAGUCUUUGAAACCCAGUGUAGCUUUUACAGCAUAUUUCAGUUGGGACCAGGCCCCUGUGGCUAGUGGCUAAAGUAAUCCUUCAUUCCCCUUCCCCAAAGCAGCAAGACUCCUUAUUUCUUCCUCUUCCCAGUCCCACCAUUGCCCGCUACCCAGCCACAUCCCCAGAGAGUCCCGCCAAACCAAGGAAACCCCCAAGGAAUCUCCCACUCAGCCUGUAUUUAUCCUCCUAAGAUUCUGACAAUGCAGGUAAACCAAGGUUUAAUCUGGAUCAUAUUUCUCAUUACACAUUCUCACCUAUAGCAUAGACCAAGUCCAUCCAGUCUUUUCCCAUAAAGCGUUCCCUAUAAGGGAUGACAAAUUAUUUAAAGCCUAAAUUCUGAAAGCACACAAUUUUACAUUCUAAGCCUUGCAUAAUCGUUCUGGAAUAACACAGACUGUGCCAAACACCUGCCAGAGCUGCUCGAAUAAACUUCCCUAUCUCAACUGGAGGUGGGGAAAAUAGCUGGUACCUUUCCUCUUGUGCUUCGAAAGGUGAUUUUGUGCUAGGAAAGUGGAGCACUGGACACACACGUACAGCCAAUGGCCAACAUGAAGUGUGUGCCAUAGCCUUCAUAUGUAUGCCAUAGCGAAUGUGAUACACAGGUCAGCCUUGCUGAGGAGGAGGGAGUCAGAUUAGCCCCCUUAUAAAAUUGUUGUUUUAUAUUAACAGGUAAAUUGCUCAUGUUUACAUUUGAAAACAAAAGUUCAUUAUUUUAGAUGACACAUUGCUGAGAAUAAACACCAUGUCCAACAGUAACGUUUUAUGUUGGCUGUUUACAACUGGUUCAGCUCCAGUCUCAGCUUCUCCAGAGCUGAGACAAAGCUUUAAAAUUUUAUUCAUGCCUUAAGAGAGUAUAUUAAAGAUUUGACUAAAUUUACGUUGGGCUGCAAUCAAUUUGGACUUGUAUAUUAUAUUUGGAAAAAUCUAUAAUCCCGUGGUCUGUGUGGUAUAAUGUGUAGCCUGCAGAUAAAUGACUUUAGUGUGAACUUGAAUGACGAUCAGUGAACUGAAGUCAGUCACAAAAAGCAGGUAAACUGUUCUAAGGGAACUGUUGAUAGAUCUGUAUUGUACUCUGGGUUUAGGAAAAGCUUCAUAUCUUAUCUGUUUUCCACAUAAAGUACUUCCAUUUUUCCUCCUUGAUCACUACACUGACAAGAGCCAUUAGAUGGUGACACAGAGUUAUUCUCAGCAGAGUAAUGUUGUUUAAAAAACAGAAGUAAUGCGGAUGUCCGACAGCAUCCCACCCUGCAGCCUGACAUUUCAACAGCAUUCGAGUCAGCCUGCCUGGUUUAGUCUUCAGAAGUGCAUUAAGCUAUGCCACCUGGGAUGUGGCAGCAUCAUGCAUCUGACACUGUCUCUUCUCCCCUCAAAUCUUUAAAGUGAGCAUAACUAUUUGUGAGUCUCUUAGAAAUGGCUCAUCUUACAGUCAUCAGAAAGAGAACCCGGAGACCAGUUAGAGAUUCCCUUGUCCUACACGAGACAGAACUGAGGCUAAGUCAUUCGCCUAAAAAGAUCUCACAGGUCAGGGUGGCAGGACCCCUGCUACCUUGCCACACUGCUCAAACACUGGAUUCCACCUGAGACUGACAAAGAAGGCUUUCAUUAUUUUUAAAUGUAGUAGGAUUGUUUUGUCUUUCUCUUUUUGACUCAAGGGCUGACCAUUCACAGCAUAGAAUGGAGAGGCAGGUCCAUCUCAGACACCAGUUAAAGUUAGCACAACACCUUCAGACACUGGAUUCUGCUUUAAAACCAAGUCUCUCAAGAACUGACACAUGAUAAAGCUCUGGAGUACAUAUAUUCCCCCCCAAAA